Messenger RNA from Trichoderma harzianum CBS 226.95, 1053 nucleotides. RefSeq lists its product as hypothetical. Lineage: Eukaryota; Fungi; Ascomycota; Sordariomycetes; Hypocreales; Hypocreaceae. The record is from RefSeq and is a predicted model, not a curated record. Gene Ontology annotation, molecular function: nucleotide binding; oxidoreductase activity. The coding region runs from base 1 to 1053 and encodes 350 amino acids. The transcript is spliced from 2 exons. Gene Ontology annotation, cellular component: cytoplasm. Gene Ontology annotation, biological process: NADPH regeneration.
AUGAAGCCCACUAUGGGAGUUGCCAUUAUUGGAGGAGGCUUGUUCGUCAAGGGGUCACAUCUGCCUGCUGUUCUCAAAUGCGAGCUCUUCAGCCUCAAAGCCAUCUACUCAAGGUCUCUCAAAUCAGCUCAAGAAACGGCAAGCCUCAUUCCCGACUCAGUCCCCAAGCCGGAUCUUUACUCUGAGGAUUCUGGCGCUGGCAAGUCGUAUCAAGACAUUCUUCAACGAGAUGACAUCUCCGCCGUCAUUAUUGCCCUCCCCAUCCUCAGCCAGCCUUCCUUCAUCGAGGCGGCUCUCUCUGCUGGCAAACACGUCCUUGCGGAGAAGCCCAUUGCCAAAGACGUCACUGCUGCACGCGCCCUGAUUGCCAACGCUCAACGUAUUUGCUCGUCGACCAAAGCCACCUUGUCCAUUGCUGAGAACAUUCGUUUCUACCCCAGCUUUGCCUAUGCCGCCAGCGAGGCUGCAAAACUCGGCAAGGUUCACAACUUUAGCGUUCGCGUCCUGUGGCGCAUCGAGGCAGACAACAAGUGGUACAACACCUCGUGGCGCCAAAAGCCCGACUAUCAGGGAGGUUUCCUGCUUGAUGCCGGCGUCCAUUGGGCCGCUGCCACGAGGCUGCUGCUGACAGGCGACGAGAACAAGCCGGAGACGGUGCAGGCAUUCACCGCACAGAUGUGUGAGCAUUUGCCGCCCAUCGACACCGUCAACGCCAUCAUCAAGACACAGUCUGGAGCAACGGGCGUGUUUCAAAACUCGGCUGGAUCCCACCUCCAGGCUUUCGAGUGGAGCUUCUCGUAUGAAAAGGGUGCGGUCAAGAUCGCCGGCGAGACAGUCACAGUAGAGCCCGCCAAUGGAGAGGCGUAUGUCAAGGAGUUCACCAGGACGAAUGGCGUGACGGAAGAGGUGGCCGCCUGGGCUCAGAGCAUUCUCGACGGCAAGGUUAACCCCUUGCAGACGCCUGAACAGGCUCUCGCCGACUUGGAGUUUGUGGAGAAGAUGUUUACCAGCGGAGAUGAGAACGGGUCGACGCAAAAGUAUGAGCUUCUAUAG